This is a messenger RNA of Spodoptera littoralis (African cotton leafworm), 747 nucleotides long. NCBI's taxonomy places the organism in Eukaryota, Metazoa, Arthropoda, Insecta, Lepidoptera, Noctuidae. The record is from the annotation of a GenBank genome assembly.
AUGGAUAUGUCAGAAGAUAGGAGUAAUGGAAUGGAAGCGAGGAAGGAACCAUUCUGGGUGUUUGGUUAUGGUUCCCUUUGCUGGAACCCAGGGUUUCAAUACCAGCAAUCAAUCACUGGUUACGUUAAAGGAUUCUCAAGAAGAUUUUGGCAAGGCAACACAACUCACCGAGGGACCGAAUCGAAGCCUGGCCGAGUCGCGACGCUCAUUGAGGAUAAGGAAGGCAUCACCUGGGGCAAAGCAUUCCUGAUAUCAGCGGACGACAACGCAGCCUUACCUUACCUGUCCACCAGGGAAUGCAAACUCGGUGGCUAUAGAACUCACACAGUCAACUUCCACCCUCGCCCCAACCUAUUCGGAUCAUCAUCAUCCUCCCUUAGUAUCACAGAUAAGAAAAACGCUCUUUUGUACAUCGCAGUGCCCGAAAACAAGCAUUGGUUAGGCGCAGCUCCCUUACCUGAUAUAGCAAAACAAAUUCUAGAAUGCCAUGGACAAUCCGGUCCAAACGCAGAAUAUCUCUUAAGGCUAGCAGACUUCAUGAGGGAAGAAAUCCCCGAAGCGUUAGACGAACACCUCUUUUCCUUAGAAAGGUUGGUCAGAAAGUUCGCUUCUGACAUGAAGAUCUGUUUGAGAACGCUAAUGGGUGAGGAACCUCAGGAGGAGAAGCAAGAAGUGAAAGCUGUCGUGCCCAGCUACCAGUUCGCGUCCAGAAUUCCAGAGAAGAAAUUACGUUGUGUCAAUAUGUGA